AUGCACGAUAUCUCAGUACCCUUGGACCAGCAGAAAAUCUGUCCCAGCUAUGGCACACCCCGGGGUGGUAACACGCCUCCAAAUGAUGCGCCUCCUGCAAACACCAAUCCGCCCUCAUCUCCUCCUGAGGAUACCCCUCAGCCUGGGGGUUCAGCGGGCUCGCCUCCUGCUCAGUAUACCCCUCAACCUGGGGGUUCAGGUUCAACGGGCUCUCCUCCUGCUCAGUAUAUCCCUCAGCCUGGGAGUAACCAAGGCCUAUCUCCCCCUGCUCAGUAUACUCCUCAGCCUGGGGGCUCAACGGGCUCACCUCCUGCUCAGUAUAUCCCUCAACCUGGGGGUUCAAAGGGCUCGCCUCCUGCUCCUCAGUAUACUCCUCAGCCUUGGGGUAACUCGGGCCCAUCCUCUCCUCCGCAGUAUACUCCUCAACCUGGCGGCUCACCGGGCUCACCUCCUGCUCAGUAUACUCCUCAGCCCUGGAGUCAACCCAGCAACGCAGCGCCACCACCGAACAACUAUCCCCCAGCCUACGCACAGGGCUAUCCCGCUGGCUAUGUUCCUGGCCCCGUUAUCAUCGACUCGGAAUACCAUUCCGGUGGCAAGUCUAGUCAUGUUGAAUCUUCUGGUGUGAAAAAUAGCCAUGGUGGAGACCCCUUCAUGGCGGACAGUGAGGACGGCGCGAGCGCCUCAUAG
Molecule: messenger RNA, 690 nt
Organism: Aspergillus udagawae
Lineage: Eukaryota; Fungi; Ascomycota; Eurotiomycetes; Eurotiales; Aspergillaceae
Exons: 1
Coding region: 1-690 (229 amino acids)
Source: RefSeq, a predicted model, not a curated record